Molecule: messenger RNA, 1282 nt
Organism: Didymella exigua CBS 183.55
Lineage: Eukaryota; Fungi; Ascomycota; Dothideomycetes; Pleosporales; Didymellaceae
Exons: 1
Coding region: 56-1084 (342 amino acids)
Source: RefSeq, a predicted model, not a curated record
GCCUCAUCCAGGAACGCUACCAGGACGCCCGUCAUAUCUCCGCCCCGUCCCAGCCAUGGCCACUGCAGAAGACAGCACGGCGCCCAAGUCCAGCCACGUCUCCGACCCGGCUCUUGCACCAUUCCUCCAGUCGACCUUCGACCCUGCCGACUACCUCAAUGCGACCCUUCCCUCGCUCUCGCUGAGCGGGCGGCCGGUCAAAAGCACCUCGGCCUCGCUCGCAGACCUCUCCUCGCAAACACAAGACCUCCUAUCGCAGCUCAAUGCGCAAACCACACGGCUGUCAGCAAUCCUCACGCAGCUGACCGACGACAUACUGCGCAGCGGAGGUCGAUUAGCAUAUGAAGUCGAAGUACUGCGUGGAGAGACGAUUGGGCUCACCGACAUACUCAGAGAUGGGCUGAAGGAGGAGAUCGCGAAGUUCCUGCCGGGUGGUCUUGCACUGGAAACGGAGCCACAAGAGACAGCAAGCAGAAGACCCUCAGACGCACCAAUCCAGGACGAUACUGCUGCAGAAUCAUCGCAAGGCACCACACAACCACCGCCCGCCGACACAACUCCCGAAUACAUCACCUCCCUCCGCACCCUGACAACUGUACGCUCGCGCCUCGAGACCGUCAUCAAAGUCUUCGGCGAAGCUAUGCACUGGACGAUCCCGCCGUCAGACGUCUCCCUCGGCAGCUCUCUGAUCAGCGUCUCCGCCCCAGAACCCGGCAGCGACAACGCCUCGCUUGAGCAACGUGGGAAAGAAUUCGCCUCCGCGCUACGCUCCGAGAUCGCCGACCUGGUAGUCGGGGAUCCAGAGCAGGGGCCUGCGAAGGCACAGGCUAGGAUCCAGGCCUUGCGCGAUCUGGCGGUGGUGUGGAAGGGGACGGCGGAAGAGAAGGCGCGGGGGAAGUUUGUGGAGGGCUUGGUCAAGGUGGCGGAGGAUAAGCAGAGGGAGGUGGAGAAGGAGAGGGAGAGGAGCAAAGGGAGGAGCGGCAGGAGCGCGAGUACAACUAAGCCACAGCCACCGCCUGUGAGGGGGCAGGGGCGAGGUGGGUUCCUGGAGAACUUAAGCAGGAUACGGGGGUUUGUCGAGUAGGUCGCUUGAACACAUCAACUGAUUCGACUGUCAUUCCAUCAUCCUACACAACGUCCAGCGUAGUUUCAGCGGUUCUAGGUUGACAAGAGCGGCUUCAUCAAUACAUUUAUGAGCAGCCGAUACUAUGAGAGAUCUAGUAAAGUAUAACGUAGGGAAAUCUCAACGCUGUCAUGAACACAAAGAGCAGGCUGAGGGUAC